GUGGCCCUCACUGCCGCCCAUGGACCGUCCAGCCACCCAGGCGGCUCGCUGCAGCUGGGACCGCGGCCGCUCCGGGAGAGCGGGCAGGGGCCGGCCGGGCGCGAGCGCAGGCGCAGAGUCCCCGGCUGGGAGGCCCGGGGCCCAAAGCCAGGCCGGGCCUGCUGAGCAACAGCCCCGCACGGGCCUACGCCUGCUCUCUAGUUCCGCGUUCGACUCGUUAGGCCUGGCCAGCGGAGCGCUAAGUAGCUGCCGGUCCCACCGCCUCUUGGGAUUUGCUGAGAGGGUGAAGGCAGCCGGUCUGGCAUUCGCUACGGACACCUGGGGCCGGUCUCUGGGCUUUUCAGGACCUGAGCCUGAGAAGCCACUCAGCUCGACAUCCUCGCUCGAUGGGUCUAGACUGAAAGCUGGCCGAGCGUACCGAGGCGGGACGGUGUCGCUGCGGGUGGGACGAGGUGCCUCCGGGCGGGACGAGGUGCCUCCGGGCGGACGCGCCGCGUGUCCGCGAACUUCGUCGCUUCCGGUUUCCGGUUUGCGACCCUGCAGCCCCCGCGGGGCUGACUGAUGGGCCGCUUCUGUCCGCUAACGGCGGGGCCAGGAACGUGGAUGUGUUAAGUCGAAAAGGAACAUGGAGAAAUGUAAGAAAAUAUUCCCAACGCAUUAAACGAUUUUUCACAUUCUUUUGUAUUUUCCUUCGUUUUCUGUAUUAAAGCUGAUUUCACUUGUGUAGUGGGUAACACUUUUUACUUAAAAGUAACACUGUUUAAAUAAAUUCCCCGAUGAUAAAGUCUCGGAAGUUUUCUCUUGCUAAAAUGAUGAUGUUCUAUGGACCAGAAAACAUCUUGAUCUUCUAUUGGGAAAUAUUACUUACAGCAGAGGAAUAUGUUAAAACAAACGUAUUCAAGUACACUUUGAUACUGAUUCUGUCUCUUAAGGGUUGGUUUGAAACAUUCUUUUAAACUUUGAGGGAAAAAUUGGGAACUCUACUGAUGGCGGUGAGAAUCAAAUAAAUUAGAUGAAGUAACUUUGCAAAUAUAAGGUGCUUAUUUUUCCAGAUAUCCUCAGUUCACAGAAAGCAAUGAUUUGUUGGGGGAAAGAGCUUUACAGAAGAGCAGUCAGUGCAAAGGUCCUAAGGUGAGAGCCCACUUGGUAUUUUGGAAGCCAGUGUGGCGAGGCACAGUGAACUGGGAGAUGAGAAGGAAUUUGCAGAUCCUGUAGGAUCAGGAUUUGAUGUGGGUUGUAAGAAAGAGAAGUCAAAAUUGUUUUUGGCUAGAACAAUAGGAAAGAUGAAGUUCUAGUAACCAAAAUGACAAGUAAUGAAGACAGGAUGAGUUUGGCACAGACGUUGAUAAUUCCCUUAAAUAACGGAUCAAAGAAAAAGGUAAAAUUUUAAAACUUUUCCUAACUGAUAAUAAAAACAACCUAUCAAAAUAGAUGAGCUGCAGGAAAACAACCAAUUUAAGGUUUAUAUUUAGAAAAAGGUUAAUGUUGGUCGCAAGCUUUAAUUUAGUAAAUGAAGUGCUCCUUUAUUUGUUUACUAUUAACAGAAUUUUUGGUAAAAUAUCCUUUUCAAGCCUGUUACAUAUAUUCACUGUAAAGCCUUCAUAUUUCAGAAUGCUCACGUGGUGGUUUUGUUCUGUUUCUUAAUACUGCAGAUAACUCCCUAAGAGAGUUCAGUGGUAAAGUAAUCAAGAGAACACCACCCCCCAAAUUUUUAUCACACCUACAUGGACGUUAAGGAUUUUUUGGUUGAUCUCUAAUUUCAUUUUGACAAUGACAGAGACACUUUACAGACACAGGAAGGCCCUUUACUCCCUGAAAGGGAGGAAUUGUUAUGAGGCAAAUUGGCUUUCUUUUAGUGUUUUGUUUUUAAUUUAUAAAGAUGUUAGAGGACAGGAGUGUUUCAGGCUCUGCAGAUAUAGGCAAAUGAGGUAGGGAAGCCCAGCCUUAGCUAUUUAUAAGCUACAUAAGCUUAUAAGAUCCUUCAGAGAACAUGAAAUAAUGUAUAUAAAAGCACAUUGCAAAAAUCAAAAAUAGGAUAUUAGUGUUAUUCAUAAUUUUGAAUAUAUAAUAUCUUCUGAAGCACUUCUCUCUGUUGCUGUUCUCCAUUCAUCUUCAUUACUAAAGAAUAACGUCCCUAAGAUACUUGUCUUACUUGUAUUCAUCUAAGUUUCUUUGCAAGUAAUGCAAACUCCCAGUUGCUAUUUCCUAAUAUUAUCCGUCUUUAAAAAUUGUUUUGGUGUUUAUUUUUACUUGUCUGUGCCCAUGAAUUCUCUAGGCAAUCUCACUACUCUCGCACAGAAUUUCAGAUUCCCUAUUUAAAGGUUAGUCUUAAUUCUCUUAGUUCAGUCAGGUGUCCCAAAUACAAAUAGCCAUAUGAAAUUCUAAUUCUGUAUACUCUGAAGAGUUCCCUUGAAGGGUAGUGAUCUCAGUAUCACGUCUAGCCUAACUGACCUCCCCGCUUCCCCCCUCAUUUACAAUCUGCUCUGACCCUACAUAGCAGUCACUAUAGAUCAGUUUGUCACUGUCCUCGUAACUGACUGCCCCCCUCAAAUGGAAGGCCUAUCUGGCUCCCCAACCCUCACCUGCACAUCUUGUUACCUCUGACCUUAUCUCCUACCUCUCCUGCCACACUAGCCUCCUUACAGUUCCUCCAACAUGCAAUGCGGGUUCUCUUCCUGCAGUCUUUGCACUUCCUUUCCCUCGGCUUGGCAUGCUCUUCCUCCCGUACCUACAUGGCUCACUCCUUCACCUCCUUCAAGUCUUUCCUCAAAUGUGACUUUCUUGAUGAGGCUGCCCUGAUUACCCUGCUUAAAAUUACAACUACUCUUCUCAGUAUGCCCUGUCCUCUUUACCUAAUUUUAUUUUUUUUGGCAUGUUAAAAUUGCCUAGAAUUUUUUAUUAGUAUUAUUCUCCCCCUUUCUCUCUCUCUCUCUCCCUCUUUCUCUCUCUCUCUCUCUCUCUCUCUCACACACACACACACACACACACACACACCCCUUUGCUUUGGAUUUGAAAGAGACUGGGUGGAGAAGGAGGAGAAAAAAUGAAGGAGCAGAAAUAUAGAAGCUAGGGUUAGUGAAAUGCAGUAUAAAUUACUUAAAAUGUAGAAGGAAAAUGAACUUGAGAGUUAAACAGCAUUGAAGUCAAAUCAUUUUUGGGCUUCUUGUGAGAAAAUAGAGUGAAGGGUUGAGUCAGGGUGCCCCUAAGGGUGUGUAGUUUCCUGGGCAAACAUGUUUUGUGGGGUGCCUGUCUGUAAAAGCAAUGUUAUUAAAAGAUGUAUUUUAAAAACUCAUGGCCAAGUAAGAUACAGUGACUUACUGAUAAAGAUUUAAAAUAGUAGAGACACGUGCAUUUGUUGAUUGUUUGAUCAGUGAGCAUGAAGUCUCUGUAGUGUCCAUGCACCGUCUCUUCAUGUUGUUUACCAUCAGAUGCACUGUUCCUGUCUGCCUCUCUCCCACAGUGGGGGUGGGGGGACAGUAGCAGUGCUGUUACUACUCCCAAUGCCAUGACUCUUUGUAACUUCUACUGAAACAAUGUAGUUCUUGCUUCUCAGUAUUCUAAUGCCAUUAAGGUAAUGUUGGUCAUCUCAUUGCUCGUUACGUUCCAUCAUCCAUCAUGUUGCUCCUGAAUACUGGCUUCCAGUGAUUUUCUCAAAGAAUGUGCUCUCUUGUUGAUGUCCGCAAAUGCAAGUCUUACCCAAAGUAUGCAGGAAAAUGUGAGUGAUCAUUUGUUUU
This is a messenger RNA of Ailuropoda melanoleuca (giant panda), 3734 nucleotides long. Its product is annotated as collagen alpha-2(I) chain-like. The record is from RefSeq and is a predicted model, not a curated record. The transcript is spliced from 2 exons. Bases 20 to 562 code for a protein of 180 amino acids. Lineage: Eukaryota; Metazoa; Chordata; Mammalia; Carnivora; Ursidae.